GUCAAAGCAAAGCCUUAUGUCAUCCCUACUUGACAAGGGAUGUGAUUCUGGGGACACAGGUGGAAUAUAGUAACAUGUCUUACUUAUAGUUCUAGAAAUGAUUCAACCAUUUGCUUUUUCUAUCUAGGCUGUCUUCCAGGGAUGAUUCUCCGUGUGGGGCUGUGUCCUGGCCUCUCGGCUGAAAUGGUCGAGGUGCUAAAAGCCAAUGGCGUCAAAACAGUGGUUGAUCUUGUCUCAUCGGAUCUAGAGGAAAUUGCCCAGAAGUAUUCCUUAUCGUACAAGACCUUAGUUGCAGUACGACGUGUGUUGUUGGCACAGUUUUCCUCCUUCCCAGUCAGUGGGGCAGAUCUCUAUGAAGAGCUGAAGCGCACCACAGCAAUCUUGUCUACUGGAAUUGAAAGUUUGGACAAGCUUCUUGACUCAGGUUUAUACACAGGGGAACUGACAGAACUUGUUGGAGCACCCAGUGCUGGCAAAACUCAGGUGUGCCUCUUUGUAGCUGCAAAUGUAUCUCAUAGCCUCAAGCAGACUGUCCUGUACAUUGACUCCACUGGGGGUUUCACCGGUGCCCGUCUGCUGGAGCUGUUGAAUUGCCUGACUGAAGAUGAGGAAGAGCAGGCUGAGGCACUGCGGAGGAUCCAGAUUUUUCAUGCAUUUGAUGCCUACAAAAUGCUUGAUGUGCUGCAGGAAGUCCGCAGCUAUAUGGCCCAGCAGAUACUCAGUACCUCUGGACCAGUGAAGCUUCUUAUUGUGGAUUCCAUUUCUGCUGUGAUUUGCCCUUUCUUGGGACUUCGGCAGCCUGAUGGCAUGGCCCUCAUGAUGCAUUUGGCUAGGGAGAUGAAAACACUUGCCAAAGAGUUUGAGAUUGCCAUCUUGCUGACAAAUCAUGUGACCAGAGACACUAGUGGCGGUUUUAAACCAGCACUGGGCCGCUCGUGGAGUUUCAUACCUAGUACUCGGCUGCUGCUGGAGAGGAGAAAAAACACUUCUGAGAAAGCAGAUCGAGUCGCAUCUUUGAUGAAAUCUCCUCGACAGCCUUUUGGGAUUCAGGCAGAAUUAGACCUGAGGAACUGGGAAGUGAGAAAAGACAGUCCAGUGACAUCAGGAGAGGGACUGAAUGAUGGCACGGACAAGUCUUCCUGAUCCACAGCUGGCUUUCCUGAAUAUUGCAGAUCUGAAAGAAUAGUUCAGUUUUUAGAGGAAUGAAAAAUACAGACCAGUAUCAGCCUACUCCAAA
This is a messenger RNA of Candoia aspera, 1237 nucleotides long. RefSeq names its product RAD51 paralog D (gene RAD51D). Lineage: Eukaryota; Metazoa; Chordata; Lepidosauria; Squamata; Candoiidae. Gene Ontology annotation, cellular component: replication fork; Rad51B-Rad51C-Rad51D-XRCC2 complex; centrosome. Gene Ontology annotation, molecular function: ATP binding; ATP-dependent DNA damage sensor activity; four-way junction DNA binding. The record is from RefSeq and is a predicted model, not a curated record. Gene Ontology annotation, biological process: DNA strand invasion; double-strand break repair via homologous recombination; reciprocal meiotic recombination. The coding region runs from base 142 to 1143 and encodes 333 amino acids. The transcript is spliced from 10 exons.